Messenger RNA from Galeopterus variegatus (Sunda flying lemur), 837 nucleotides. RefSeq names its product HRAS-like suppressor family, member 5 (gene PLAAT5). The record is from RefSeq and is a predicted model, not a curated record. Lineage: Eukaryota; Metazoa; Chordata; Mammalia; Dermoptera; Cynocephalidae. Gene Ontology annotation, cellular component: cytoplasm. Gene Ontology annotation, biological process: N-acylphosphatidylethanolamine metabolic process. Gene Ontology annotation, molecular function: A2-type glycerophospholipase activity; glycerophospholipid phospholipase A1 activity.
AUGGGCCUGAGCCGGAGCCCGGCAGCCGGCGGGAAGCUCCGCCUCCCUAGGUCGCCCCUGUCCUGCCCCAAACCCGCCUCCAGAGCCGCCAGCUCGGGGUCAAAGGACAACCGACACCCUGCUCCGGACAAAGCAACUGUGGUUUGAACAGCAUUUUUUCCCCUUGAAUUAGAAGAAUCGGUGGGAUCCCAAGCGUUGGUCCAGCCCUUGCCCAAGGAGCCCCGGCAGAGCACUUUAGAAAAGGGCAGAAGUGUCCAGCAGGGGGAGAAGCCUGUAGUUAACUUGGAGACCACACCCAGGCAGAAGAGAGCAGAGAUGGACUCAACGCCCAAGCCUGAGUGUGAAGGCAAGUUAACAACGCGAGCAGCGGAGGGCAAAUCAAGACCCAGACCUGGAGACCUGAUUGAGAUUUUUCGCCUUGGCUAUGAGCACUGGGCCAUCUACGUGGAAGAUGACUGUGUGGUCCACCUGGCUCCUCCGAGUGAGGAACUUGAGGUUGGCAGCGUCACUUCCAUCUUUAGCAACCGAGCUGUUGUAAAAUACAGUCGCCUGGAGGAUGUGUUGCAUGGCUGCUCCUGGAAGGUCAACAACAAUCUCGAUGGGACGUACCUGCCCCUGCCCGUGGACAAGAUCAUCCAGCGUACGAAAAAUAUGGUCAACAAGAUAGUGCAAUACAGCCUGAUCAAAGGGAACUGUGAGCACUUUGUCAACAACCUCAGAUACGGUGUGGCCAGGAGCCAGCAGGUAGAGCACGCCCUGAGGGAAGGAGCAAAGGCUGCAGGAGCCGUUAUUUCAGCUGUAGUUGAUAGCAUAAAGCCCAAACCAGUGACUGCCUGA